Messenger RNA from Oryza brachyantha (malo sina), 1752 nucleotides. RefSeq names its product integrin-linked protein kinase 1-like. The coding region runs from base 133 to 1542 and encodes 469 amino acids. Gene Ontology annotation, biological process: protein phosphorylation. Lineage: Eukaryota; Viridiplantae; Streptophyta; Magnoliopsida; Poales; Poaceae. The transcript is spliced from 12 exons. The record is from RefSeq and is a predicted model, not a curated record. Gene Ontology annotation, molecular function: protein kinase activity; ATP binding; protein binding.
UCUCCCCUCGACCCUCCCCCUCCUUCUCCACGCUCUACUCAAUUCCGCCGUCAAAGUCUUCGAUUGUUUCCGAUCUCUCGUCUCGUCUCCCCCAUCGGACGGAACCCUAGCCGCCGCCUCCACCCGCGCCACAUGGAGCCGAAGCCACCCACGCCGACGGCCGCGGCGACCCCGCGGUUCAAGCUGGGGAAGCAGUCGUCGAUGGCGCCCGACCGCGGUGGAGGUGCGGGGGAGAGCUCGGAGGAGGGGUCGAGCGAGGCGGUCGGCGUCAUGGGCUUCCAGCUGAUGUACAUGGCCCACGAGGGCGACGCCGAGGGGAUCCAGGAGCUCCUCGACGCCGGAGCCGACCCCAACUUCCGCGACUCCGACGGCCGCACGGCGCUGCACAUCGCCGCCUGCGAGGGGCAUGCCGAAGUCGCCGAUCUGCUGCUCCAGCGCGGGGCGGAUGCGGUCGCCGAGGACCGGUGGAGCAGCACGCCUUUGGCAGAUGCAUUGCAUUACCAGAAUCAUGAUGUAAUCAAGAUCUUGGAGAAGCAUGGCCCUAAGCUUAAGAUUGCUCCUAUGCAUGUUAAAAAUGUCCGUGAGGUUCCUGAGUACGAGAUUGAUCCAAAUGAGCUAGAUUUCACUAAUGGAAAUGGUAUAUCUAAGGGUACAUUUCGGAAAGCAACAUGGAGAGGUAUUAUGGUUGCUGUUAAGAAGCUUGAUGACGAUCUAAUCAUGGACGAGAACAAAGUGCGAGCAUUCAGAGAUGAGCUUGAUGUGCUACAACUAAUACGACAUCCGAAUGUUGUGCAAUUUUUGGGUGCUGUGACACAAAGCAGCCCAAUGAUGAUUGUAAUGGAAUUUAUGCCCAAGGGUGAUUUGCGCAAGCACUUGAGUAGGAAAGGAGCUCUGGAACCAUCGUACGCAGUGAGAUUAGCUCUUGAUAUUGCAAGAGGGAUGAAUUAUUUACAUGAGCAUAAACCUCAAGCUAUCAUCCACCGUGACCUUGAGCCUUCAAACAUAUUGAGGGAUGAUACUGGACAUCUAAAGGUGGCAGAUUUUGAUCUAUGUAAGAUGCUAAAAUGGAGAAUAAAAGUUAGGGAAGAGAAAGCCGUAACUUCUCCAGGCAAUGCAUGUAGGUAUGUAGCUCCAGAAGUCCUGCGAAACGAAGAGUAUGAUACUAAAGUGGAUGUCUUCUCAUUUGCUUUGAUACUUCAGGAGAUGAUUGAAGGAUGUCUCCCUUUUUAUGACAAGAAAAACAAUGAGAUUGAGAAGGCACACAAUUCUAAAGAAAGGCCACCUUUCAGAGCUCCUCCAAAGCAUUAUGCUUAUGGGUUGAGAGAGCUGAUUGAACAAUGCUGGAGUGAAAAUCCUGCUAGCAGGCCUGACUUUAAAACAAUAAUUGAACGAUUGUCUUCUAUUCAUAAUGAAAUAGCUCAGAGAAACCGUUGGAAGGUCAGACCGCUCAAAUGUUUCCUGAGCUUUGAGGGCAUGUGGAAGAAAGAUCGGAAUGAAGGCAGCACGACCCGUUCAUCACGUUCAUCGAGAUCCUAUUUUUAACAGUCAGUUGGACCAGUUGUUGAUUCUGUGUGGAGGAUUGUAUGCAUGAUUGAUAGAAAAUCAACUCGUCAUAUACCAUAUCUUUGCGCAUCACUGGAAAUAGUUUUGCAACUUCUUGUUUCACUGUUGAUCACAAUGUUGUAAAUUAGACUUCCAUCAGUGAGCACAAAGUAAUACAAAAUGGAAUGUACAGACUGUUGUUUUGUUUUC